Molecule: messenger RNA, 5630 nt
Organism: Centropristis striata (black sea bass)
Lineage: Eukaryota; Metazoa; Chordata; Actinopteri; Perciformes; Serranidae
Gene: tmeff1a
Product: transmembrane protein with EGF-like and two follistatin-like domains 1a
Exons: 10
Coding region: 379-1485 (368 amino acids)
Molecular function (GO): protein binding
Source: RefSeq, a predicted model, not a curated record
GUGGUUGCAGCAGCAGCUGCUCGCUCUUUUACGCACCGGAGCGGCGGAGACAAGCAGCCUGUGAGGGAUCAGCGGGACGUGGAGGAGGUCGCUGCUGCGUUUAUCAUCCAUCCUGCUGAGAGCACUUGCGGGGGACGGAAGGACUAACGGAUGGCGGGGAUACUGCUUCCUCCCUGGACGAGCCGGACCGCCUCCGAGGCUUCCUGAACGUGGAAUCAAGCGAGGAGCUCUCCGCGCAUUCCUCCAUCUUCCUCCGCGCCGUCUCCCCGCUCUCCUCUGCGCCGUCAGCGGGGCGCUGCUCCUGCUCCACCGGGGGGAUUAACGUGUGUGAAGCGAGCGGUCCGUGCUCCGGUGUCUGCAGGUUGGAUCGUCUCCAUCAUGGUGUCAGGCCCUGGGAGGUGUCCCGGGCGCUCCGGCGGGGUUGUCCGCUACCUGGUGUCUGCCUGCCUGCUGUCUCUGCUGCUCUACCUGCCGGAGGCUCGGGCGUCUUAUUACCCUCAGAGCGGAGAGUGCAAAGGCAAAGGGAAGGACUGCACAGAUCUGUCAGAGAAGAAGAGCGACCUGAGGGUUUGUGAUGACUCCACCUGUCGAUUCGGAGGCGUCUGCAGAGAUGCCGGAGCUCAGCUCAAAUGUGUCUGCCAGUUCCAGUGUCACAAAAACUACAUCCCGGUGUGCGGCUCCAAUGGAGACACCUACCAGAACGAGUGCUACAGGCGACAGGCGUCCUGCAAACAGCAGAGACUCAUCUCGCGGGUGUCCGACGGGCCCUGCUCCGCCGAUCCUGGUUCUGGUUCAGGAGACGGAGACGAUGACGAGGGUUCAGGCUCUGAUGUCGGGAAGAAGUUCACCAAGUGCAGCACGUGUAAAUAUGGAGCCGAGUGUGACGAAGACUCCGAGGACGUCUGGUGCAUAUGUAACAUCGACUGCAGUGGACACAAUGAGAACCCGGUGUGUGCCACCGACGGGAACUCCUACAACAACCCGUGUCUGGUCCGAGAGGCGUCCUGUAUGAAGCAGGAGCAGAUCGACGUCAAACACCUGGGCAGGUGCCCCGCCGAUAAAGAGAAACUGGGGAAGAAAGACGACAGCAGUCCUUUCAAAGUAAACGUCUUAGAAACCACGGGUCUGGACCACGGCGACGGGUUCUACGCCGGCAUGCCGAUCCCCUGCGCCGACAGCUACGCCGGCUUCUGUGUUCACGGGAAAUGUGAGAUCAAGUACAACACGGCCACCUGCAGGUGUGAUGCAGGAUACAAAGGCACUCAGUGUGACGAGCCUCAGGACUUCAACAUCCUGUACGUGGUUCCCAGCGGUCAGAAGCUGCACUAUGUCCUCAUCGCCGCCAUCAUCGGCGCCGUGCAGAUCGCCAUCAUCGUCGCCGUGGUGAUGUGCAUCACAAGGAAAUGUCCGAAGAACAACAGGGGUCGCCGACAAAAACAAAACCUGGGACACUUUUCCUCGGACACUAACACCAGGAUGGUAUAGCCGUGUUUGUCUGGGUUCUUUUUUUAAAGUUUUUUCUUACGACGUGGGAAUACCAUUUUUUAACGGUAGAGAUGUGCGUAUUAAUUUGUUUUUGCUCUCCUGGGAAACCAUUAAAAAGAAGAAUGAGGAUAUUUAUUUAAGGGGCCUUAAAGGGGCCUUUCCCUCCUUUUUGUUUUGUUUAUGGAUGAAAAUGAUUUUCCUUUUUCUUUUUUCUUUUUUUUGCUGCAAGACCAAGUUCAAGGAGCCGAAUCGUCACUUUACAUCGCCACCAUGUCCGCUGUCUUAAUUACGUUAAACUGCUUCAUUCGAGGUUUCGUUGAAUGCUUUAUGAACACCUUUUGGUUUGUCUGCCCCUCAGGAAUGUGCUAUUUAUUGAAAAUGAUUAUCUCCGCGCCCCUCUCAUUUUAUUUUCUACUAAUAAUGUGCAGCUGAUCACCAAAUGCAGUUUGUUUUACUUUUGUAGGAGGUGAAUGGGGGCCAGCCAGUGAUAUAGAUAUGUUUAUACUUAUUAUUAUUAUUAUUAUUAUUAUUUGGUAUGGAAAGACUUCACUGUGUUAAAACAAGCUAAUGAUUUAUAAUUAUAAUUUUUAUUAUAAUAAUAAUGAUUUUUACUUUAGGUUUUUAUGUUAAUUUUUCCGAAUUCUAGUUCCUGUAUAUUCGCAUGACUUGUGAAAAUUGUGUACUGUGGUGUAGUUUAAACUUUUUAAAAAGAAAAGCAGACAGCCUCGACGCCUCAGAGAUCCACUGGAGGAGGAAAAGUGGGACAGACGAGUGGAGGACGUGAUGUUUGAGGCUGUCUUGACCUCGAUUGUAGUUAUCAUCGACGGUGGGAAACUCUGGAUUACGUUGUUUUAUUAAAAAAAAACUGAAAAAAAAAACUUUUUGCUUUGAGAAGGAACAGAUUCGUGUUGAGGAAUGUUUUUGCAUCAAACGUGGAUUCAGAGGAUUGUAACGGAAGCUUGUCAGCUGUUCCGAGGCUUGACGGAUCAACUGAUGAUUUUUUUAUGUGACUGGAGAAAAUCUCGGAGGCUUUUCUUUGAAUGUGAGAGAAUAAUUGUAAUUAUUGUCUUUAUUUUAUCCCUCUUUUGUUUGUUUUAGUUCUGCAUUUGCUCCUCAGCAAGACAUUCCAAGCACAGAGGAUCCCAAACAGAAAAGACUCCCAAAAUACUCUGACAGGAAACUGCUGAAGCCCUGAGUGGCCAGUGAGCGAAAUCAUUUUCUCUUCUUUGUUUACAACUUCAGAGGGUUUUAACUUGUCCAGGAUCAGCCCGUCCUGGUGCAAAUAAAGUAAAAUAAAUGUGUAACUAAUAAUCAGUGCUCAUCAAAAACUUUUCAUUCAACUUUUUUUUUUUUUUACCUCUUGAAGCAGCUACAAGAAACUUUCAUUUUGUGUUUUCACGAGCACCAGACUCCCUUUAGAAAACCUCUCAUUUUACUGCUGCAAAAAAUAUUUCAAAAUGAGGAAAAUAUUCCUUGCAAAGCCUUUUAUUUCACCUGUUCUUCAGUCUUGAAAACAAAGAAGAGAGAACAAUUAAGAUCAGACUUAGAAAAUCGAUUCCCAGCUUCUUCUUUUUUUAAUCUCUUUUGCCCCUCAGGGCUUCCGUACAAACACACCUCACAGUCCAAAUAUGUCAUACAGACCCUGUUUCCUCCUGGUAUUAAGAUGUGACAUAAAACAGGUAAUAGAACAGAAAACGGACAAAUCCUGCGUGUAGCAAACCAACAACAACAAUCCGAACAGUGUGUCGUCAUCCAGUGAAUGACGAUGUCUUUUCUGUGUUGUUCCCUCACUGUAAUUCAACAUCUGUGUCCAGUUCUAUAUCAGAGUCCCAGCAGCUGUUUGCAAGAAAACUUUUCACUGACAUUUAAACUCCUCCUCCAUCCUGACUCAGCACUCUCAGAACUGAUAAUGCAUUUACAUUUCUGUUUAAUCAAAACACACAAAGUAAACUGUUGUUUUUAUUUAAAUUAAUCUUUAAUUGUCGCUGACUUGUGGUAUUUGUUACAUUAAAGUUUCGGUGUUUUCAGUAUUCACGCCAUAUCGGGAAAAUUCUUUAAAUGUUAGCUGCAGAUAAUCUGUUGAUGUCAAGGUGUCCCUGUACAAUUCUUUAUCUGGCAUCGAAAUCAUCACAGAAACUACUCAUGAAAUAUAUUUUGUUCAAAGCUGUUUCCUGACGCGUGAGGGGGUUAACUUUGCAUUGACUCUGCUGCCAUUUAAUCCACAAACAGAAUAAUAACAACUAAAAGUGAGAACUACAAGAAGAGACCUUUCACACCUCGUUUGUUCUGGACUUUCUGAUAGUGGGAUCCAAACUAAAAUCGUUUGUGUGAAAGCUCCCCAAACCGAAUCCUGGUAUAUUUCACUUAAAAAGAAUGGAAUGCCAUCACUGCUCAUUUGCUCUAUAAAUGAUUAUUGUAUUAUAAACAAUGUAAUAGUUGAUGGCAAUGACUUGGAUGAAGUUAUAUCAUGUGAACACUGACAACUGUAGAGGAUCUAAAAUCGAGCCCAGAGGAACACCACAUUUUUAAUCAAUAAUACAUUUUGUAUAACUGCUGGCUGAAGGAGCAAGACAAAUCUGAGGAAAACCAUAUUGUUACACCUUCUUCUUCUUCUUCUUCUUCUGUAAUGGUAUAAUUGUUUUCCAACUGGAAAAUUUGCGCCACCUACUGCUUAUCUCCACGAACAAACUCUGAGUAUUCACACAUUCGUGGACGGUUCUCACAGUUUUUUUUGGAUUCUCCGGAACCCAAUAGUAUAUGAAUGACAUACUAUUUCUGGUGAAAUAUUUCAAUGUCCAAAUACUAGACACAGUAAUGUCCCACAAUGCACUGCGGUGGUGACGAUAACAUUCAUAGCAGACUAAAGAGACAACGGAGUGAAUCAGAGCUGUGCCGUAAUGUGGUGUAAUAGAAGUUAAGUUGCAAAAAAAUCUGUUUUAAUUUUUUUUUUCAUUAAAUUUGAACCUCCAGAGAACAAUAAGCAUGCACAGUGAUUUGGCGUUAAAUCAAAAAGUAAUAAUCAUUUCUUGUGCUUUUUGAGCAGUAGUGGAAAAAAUAUUCAGAUCCUUUACUGCAGCAUCAAUUAUCAGCAUCAAAAUGUUCUUAGUAUCAAAAAUGAAAAGUAGUCAUUAUGCAAAAUGGGCCCUCUCAGAUUCUAAAUAUAUAAUUUGAUUAUUAUCAUUAUUGAUGCAUUUAUGUAAACAGCAUUUUAAUUGUGUCAAGAUAGGGCUCAUUUUAAGGACUUAAUAUACUGGUUUAAGGUUUAAUUUUUAAGAAUGUGUAAUGACUCUAAAUGUAUCUUUGUUUUUCUAUCUUAAAUCUCGACCUGAAAAGUAACUAAGGCUGUUGACUAAACAUAGCGGAGAAAAAGAAUAAAGUUACAUAAAAAAGUGCCUCAAAUUGGUACAGUACUUCAGUAAAUGUUACAUUCCACCAGAAAUAGCAAAAGUAAAAAAAAUACCAAAAUUAAAAUUAAAAUAUUUUCCCCCCCUUUUUUCUGCUUACUGGAGAAACUUCAGGAUCAGAAUGAUCACUGAGAAUCAUCAUCAAGUACUCUUCAUGCAGAAUGGACCCACUCAGACUUUCUAAUAGAUAUUCUAAAUAUAUUUUUGCAUUAUUAUUAUUUUUGAUGCUUUUAUGUAAUCAAGGUAGGGCUCAUUUUAACUUCUUAAUAUUUUGUUAUGAGGUUCAAUUAAACAUUUUUAUGUUAAAAUUAGACCUGAAGGUAACUAAAGCUGUUGAAUAAAUAUAGUAAAAGUUACAUAAAAUGGAAAGUAAAUUACAAGUACCUCAAAAUUGUACUUAAGUACUUAGUUACAUGGUGAGAUGAGGCAACGUAUCGUGUGGAACUGAAACUCUGAUGCUGUGCUGAGUUCAGGGGAGGUCCGUCUUCUCUGUAUGUUUAUCUUUUUCAUUUUCUGUCACUAUUUGUUUUCUGUAACGUCUUAGUCUGCAGGUCGUAUCGUAGGUCCCCCCCCUACCCCCCCUCCGCUGAGCAGCGUGCUCCUACGUGUUGUUGACCAUCGCAGCUGUGACUUCUCUAAAUGUGACUAGAAUGUGUUUGACAUGUUAAUAUUCUGCAUGUAGACUUUGAGAGGCUAUUUUUGGUCUCUGCCAAAAUAAAAAAGAAAUGUUUUUUUAAUGUA